AACUGGUGACUCAGGCCCCGCCACACCCGCAAUCCCUGGACUUGGCUGAGCCGGCAACACCCGGAGCGGCGUGCGAACUUGCGCAGGCAACGGAGUGCUGGCUCUUAGAAUCCGCCGCCACUUCUCUUGCCAAAUGAGCUGCACCAGAAUGAUCCAUGUUUUAGAUCCACGGCCUUUGACAAGCUCUGUCAUGCCAGUGGAUGUGGCUAUGAGGCUGUGCUUGGCUCACUCACCACCUCUAAAGAGCUUCCUGGGACCGUACAACGACUUCCAAAGAAGACAUUUUGUGAACAAACUCAAACCUCUGAAACCAUGCCUCAAUAUAAAACAGGAAGCCGACUCACAGAGUGAUUGGAAACAUUCGCACAACCAGGCCAAAAAACGAGUGGUGUUUGCUGAUUCCAAGGGCCUCUCCCUCACUGCCAUCCACGUCUUCUCUGACUUCCCAGAAGAACCAGUGUGGGAUCUCCAGUUUGAUCUUUUGGACCUCAGUGAUAUCUCCUCUGGUUUAAAACUCCAUGAGGAGAAAAACUUGAUUUUAGAUUUCCCCCAACCCUCAGCUGACUACUUAAAUUUCCGGAACCAUUUUCAGAAGAACUUUGUCUGUCUGGAGAACUGCUCUUUACAAGAGCGAACAGUGACGGGGACUGUGAAAGUGAAAAAUGUGAGCUUUGAGAAGAAGGUUCAGAUCCGCAUCACUUUUGAUAGUUGGAAAAGCUACACUGAUGUGGACUGUGUUUACAUGAAGAAUGUAUAUGGUGGCUCAGAUAGUGACACCUUCUCUUUUGCCAUUGACUUGCCCUCUGUCAUUCCAACAAAGGAGAAAAUUGAGUUCUGUAUUUCUUACCAUGCCAAUGGGCAGAUCUUCUGGGACAACAAUGAGGGUCAGAAUUAUAGAAUUGUCCAUGUGCAAUGGAAACCUGAUGGAGUUCAGACCCAGGCAUCCCAGGACUGUGCGUUCCACCAGACACCCCCCAAGAGCGAGUCAGAGUCCACAGUCUUUGGCAGUCCAAGGAUGGCCAGUGGGCUCUUCCCCGAGUGGCAGAGUUGGGGGAGGAUGGAGAACUUAGCCUCUUACCGAUGAACUGAGCCACUUGGAGACUGGUGUUGACCCGUCAUAUUCUCCAUGUAGUUCUAGGCCAAUAUUACUCAAUAGUAGGAAGUCAUUGCUACUUUCCUGUAGUGGGUUUAGGUUUGAGUUUCUGAGACCUGGCUACAAAGAAGAUAGACCUUUGUUUCGUGAUGGCUCUGCAUGGGUGACAUUACCCAAUUGUGCUUGGGAGGAUCAAGCAACAGUUCAGAACCCUAUUUUUUUCUUUUUUAAAAAAUGAAAGUUAAUGCUUUUUUUUUUUUCAGUGCCCUUUUUCCUUCCGUUUUUACUUACUAGCUUUUGCAUGAGGCAAGGAAAGACAGAGGAAAAGCAAGCGGAAGGUAACAGAAAGCUGUGUUAAAGGUCUGAGGCAUGUUCGAAAAGUGUUUACAAGGGCUCUGCAGUCAAAUCAGAGUAGGAACGGGAGAUCCAGUGCUCAGCUGUUGGUGAGAAAAUGUGAGGCUGCUUUGUAGUUUUUCUCCUGGAGAAAUCAUUUAUAGGACAGAGAAGAAGCUCCAUUAUAUGUAUCAAGUGGAGAAAAUCUCAGAAAACCUUAGGGUUGUUGUGUGGUACUAGGGGAAGGUGAAUUAUAAAUCAAAAGAAUCAAGAUUUAAGAGAAACCUUUCUCAGAUAUAAUUUGCCAGAAAAACAUGAUCUGAAGAAAAGUUUAAGCCAACCUGGCUUUGCAGUCCUAAUGUCACAUGUGACUGUUUCUGAUCAAGGCAUUGUGCUUGGGUUCUCAGUGCUGCCUGACAAAAGACAAACAAACACCCCUAUGCCAUUAUCAACAAAUAAUAAUCUUUAGAGACUUUGUGUCAUGCCAAGGAUGGCUUUUUGCAAGUGCCUUGAUUAAACCAGUGGCUUAACCCAAAUGUCUGAAUGGUCAUCUGAUAAUACCUGAUAAUCCGUAAGUGUUUGGCCUCAUUAAGUAGGCCCACACUGUAUACUGGCACUCCUCCUGCAGUACUGUUGCAUCUUCGAGAGAGUUGUCAGUGUGCACAAUUCAGAUCCUUCAUAUUGAAGGUGACUUAUUUUCCUACCACACUGUUUCAAUGUGAUGUUGAAAGUGAGGACAGACACUGAUUCUCAAUUCAAGAAUCCAGCUGCAUAUACAAGUAGCAGUGUGUUUUUGCUUCUAUUUGUCUUGCUGUUUCAGGUGUUCCUACCCAAUUUUCUCUAGAAUGGCAAUACUUAAAAAUGGAUGUUUGGGAUGUGUUGUAAUAUACUUGUACUAGAGUGUGCAUCAAUUUGUAAGAUUUUAAAGAUGAGAGGCUCAGAAUGUUUGCUUCUGUCGGUGUGCAUGUCUAAUGAGAGGUCCACUGAGAACCUAAUUAGUUUUAGUAGGGGAGAGCUGCCAUACUGGAAUAAUUCUGCUGUGACAGUAUUUGGAGUUUGGUUAGUACUCACAAUUUUUCUGCUCUUAAGUAUUUCACUCUCCUGUGGCUGACUAUCCUUUAUGAACUUUUCACUUUAAAGAAUAAAUGUGUUUGAUAUGA
This is a messenger RNA of Erinaceus europaeus (western European hedgehog), 2586 nucleotides long. RefSeq names its product protein phosphatase 1 regulatory subunit 3C (gene PPP1R3C). The coding region runs from base 134 to 1084 and encodes 316 amino acids. The transcript is spliced from 2 exons. Gene Ontology annotation, molecular function: glycogen binding; protein phosphatase 1 binding. The record is from RefSeq and is a predicted model, not a curated record. NCBI's taxonomy places the organism in Eukaryota, Metazoa, Chordata, Mammalia, Eulipotyphla, Erinaceidae. Gene Ontology annotation, cellular component: protein phosphatase type 1 complex. Gene Ontology annotation, biological process: regulation of glycogen biosynthetic process.